This is a messenger RNA of Fimicolochytrium jonesii, 3910 nucleotides long. RefSeq lists its product as uncharacterized. The coding region runs from base 163 to 3603 and encodes 1146 amino acids. The transcript has 11 exons. The record is from RefSeq and is a predicted model, not a curated record. Gene Ontology annotation, cellular component: cytoplasm. Lineage: Eukaryota; Fungi; Chytridiomycota; Chytridiomycetes; Spizellomycetales; Powellomycetaceae. Gene Ontology annotation, molecular function: GTPase activator activity; protein binding.
UUCUUUCGCAUCCAGAUCAGUUCUCGCUCGAGACGCUCCUUCUUGCUCUCGCUUAAACAGACGGCAGAGACUAACCCCCAUAAACAGCUCUCUCGACGCAGCCUCCUCUAUUCCAGGACUCGCUGGAUACAUAGCUGUAGUGUGGGAAAACCAAUUAGCAGAAUGGGCAACGGCAGUUCUCGUCUGCAACCAACCUCCAAGCAGCUAACGAUAGACCAAAUAUGCCUGAAAGACGCCACCGACAGCAUCACACUCCACUUCCCGUCCACCCCCGACAACACAAGCACCGUGCAGGUCUCCGCCCAACAAACCCCCAAGGGAACUUUCAAGCUCGCCUCCCUCAUCGAUGACCCGGACCCCGCCAAUCCUACACAAUGGAAAUCCGUGCAGUCUCUCGCGCGGCUCAGCGCCGCGGGGAUAAACCGGUUGAAGGGACGGGAUCUGACGCUGACGAUCGAUUAUAGUGAUGUGUUGGAGGCGGAUGUGACGUUCAGGAUAGCGGGCGAGGCGCCGAGGGGUUUGGUGUUUUUGAAUGCUGAAAGUGCAGCGGAGAGACAACAUCUGAUGAGUAGAGCCAACGAGCUGGCCUCGGGGGCUCCAUCACCAAGCGUCAUCUUCCCUGAGCUACGACCUCGCGACGACGCAAAGGAUGGGGUCCAGUACCUGGACUGGCACUGGAGGUACGAGGCGCCGCUGACUUCGGGGAAAGGCGACGUCAAGAGCGAGCUGCUACCGCCGACGGGCGGGUGGAAGAACUUCUGUUGUAUAGGGGAAUGUGUGCCUGAUACCAAGCAUUUCCGCGCAUUGCUCGUCUUUGAGUUUUUCAUUUCUUCAGUCACAGCCCCUUUCCUACGGCAAAGCAGCCAAGGCUCCACCAUGACCAUCGACUCGGCAUUCCACCGGCGUCCAUCAUCAGCAGGCCUGUUCGACAACUCCCCACUCUCCGCCCCCGGACAAGAACACGAACCUGGGUCCGGCGUGUCCCCACUCUCCGCACAAUCCUCAUUCUCGUCCCCCGUCAUCCUCAGCCCCUCCCUGCCAGCGCACCACCACCACCCCCAGAACGGCGCACCACCCACCGCGACGGCAGUGACCCUCCAACAGCACCGCCGCGAACUCUCCAGCACCUCCGCCGGCUCAAUGACAAACCUGGAAGAGGUCGAUGAUGAGCCCGCAUUCCGACACACCCUCGAAACGCUCGAGAAAAAGACGAGCGCGCUUAAACUCGCCGUCAAGAAAACGAGGAAGGAUCUUUUGGGAUACAUGGACGCCGGCCGCGCGUUCGUGCAGACGGGCAAUGAACUCAUCGAGGGAAUCGGGCAUAUCACCAUCGUCGAUCCCACGGUGGUCAACGUCCUCAACGACGUGUCCUCCGUCGUUGAGCGGCAGAUGGACGUUAUGCUCCAGCAGGUCGAGAACCUCCUCCUCGUGCAGUUCGACGCGGUUUACGAUCGGAUAAAAGAGACCGAGCGGCAAAAAAAGAUCUUUGAACAGGACCUCAAAGAAUUCAAUUCAUCCGAACACAAAUACCUCUCCAUCAACAAAACGCAAAAAGGCAAACUCUCCGACGUGGACAUGAAAUGGCAGGAAAAGAAGAAAACGUAUGAGUUGAAACGGCUGGAUUAUUACUGUCACCUUAAAGAUCUGCACGGCCUGCACACGGGGCGGAUCGUCGACAUGCAGUUGAUCAUGCUCGGCGAGAAGCAGCUCACGUUUUAUAAAUCCAUUUCGGAGAAACUCGCCAAGAAAUCCGACGAGCUCUCAACGCUUUCCGAGAAAUGGAAAGUCAACGAUCGUCCAAAUGAAGAACGCCGGGAACGUGAGGAGCGCAGGAAAUUGAUCGAGUCCAAAGCGCAGUCCUAUGUGGAGGGCGGGGUCGGGUUCGACGCGGCGUUGAGCGAUCAGGAGGAUGAGGCCACGGCAAAAUUCAAAGGGAUCAGGGAUCUGAGCCAGACUAAUGACCCAGAGUUGGCGCUGAUGGGGAGGCGAAGGAAAGGGUACCUAUGGGUCGGGAACGCGGGGGACCACCGACUUCCCCAUGGACAACCAAAAGGCGGGCCCGGCGGCCAGCUCAAGAAGAUGUGGUGUGUACUGCAAAAAGGUCACCUGAAAGAAUACAACCUGAAACGCAACCACCCCGAAGAAACGCACUCCACCAACCUCCGUCUCUGCUCCAUCCGCUCCUCCACCAACGUCGACCGCCGGUUCUCGUUUGAGCUUAUCAAUGGCGCGACGGGAACGCGGCGGCUGUACCAGGCUACCGAUGCGGAGGAUAUGAAGGCGUGGAUGGCGGUGUUGCAAAAUAGUAUACAGGCGCAGAUUACGGGGAUUAGGAGUGAGAUUGAGAAUUUUGCGCCCGAUCAUGUGGUGGCUCCGGGGGAGCAGGGGUUGUUGGAGGUUAUGAGGGAGGCGGAUCCGGGGAAUUCUGUGUGCGCCGAAUGCGGAAUGCAAAAUCCGGAAUGGAUGAGCAUCAAUCUAGGCUGUGUCAUUUGUCUAGAAUGCUCCGGCGUACAUCGGAAUCUGGGUACACACAUCACAAAGAUCCGCUCCCUAACCCUCGAUCAAACCUCUUGGACCCCCGAACUCAUCGCCGUCCUCAAAACCAUCGGAAACACCCGCUUCAACUCCAUCUGGGAAGCCAGCCUCUCCCCUCCCCCCACCCAAUCCACCCCAUCAUCCCCGGUAUCACAACCAAACGACACGAAACCAACACCAAAAGACCCCCGCGACGUCAAAGAAGCCUUCAUCCGCAACAAAUACAUUCUGCGGAAAUACGUCGAUCGGACAAUAACCGAAGACGCGUACGAGUUGCUGGAUAGGGGGAUAGACACCCGGGAUGUGCUGGUGAUGCUUAAAGCGGUGGCGUGUGGCGCGAAUGUCGCUAAUGUGCCGAAUGAGGGUGCGGUGGUGGUGAGGGCCUUGGGAUAUCCAGCCGCGCCGGCGCCGCCGCCGCCCCCGAGGGAGAGUUCGAUACCUGUGGGCGGGCGGAAUGUAAGCGGUGGGAAUCAACCUGUACCGGUGCAGAUACCACCGAUAAGUAUAUCGCAGCCGUCGUCGGAUAACAUGGUCCCGAUACCCGCAAGCCCGACCAAAUCCACUACACCAUCAGGAUCGUCAGUCGCAGCCCGCUUCAAAGCAGCGGAAUUCCUCAUCCAAAACGGCGCCGAUAUCAACGCUAUCAACCAUUUCCUCUCGCCGGCCGCUGUACAGGAUCCAACACCUUUAUCAACAGACAAAAGUGUCGAAGCCGGAGGUAGUGGGGUCGAUACGACGACCCUGGUGGGCAAAGCGGCGAUCCACUACGCGGCGAUGUUCAGGGAUGUGGAGGCGGUGGCCUUUUUGGUGCGGAAGGGGUGUGAUGUGUUUAUGAAGGACGCACAAAACAAGCUGCCGAUAGACCUCAUCAACGCCAACAGCGUACCCUCCACCGACCCCACACCCUGGGCGACCACAAGCUCAUCGUCAUCGACUACCACCGGGACAACGAUCACAACAACACAACAACAGCCGAACGCAAAUCUCGCGGCGCUAGCCGCGGAAUUGGACGCGGCGCAGAUGUGUGAGACGAAGAUUAGGGCAGCGAUGGAGAAGGGGAGGGGGUAGCGUGACUAAGGAGGAGGGCGUGGAAGAUGGGGUUCUCGAUCCGCACACCUGGACCUUUCAUUGAGUGGGUCGCACAUGGAAGCUCGGCUAUGUGGCCCGCUCCCUCUGUUGUAUCAUAUGAUUUUUGGAACUGUUUAUGUUAUUAGAGUCCUUUAUCGAUGACGGUCAUUGGUACGAGUUUUCCGCGGUGGGCUUCCUUGAAGGGCAGGCCCUGUCUCGUACGCUCGGGCUUCAGUGCGUUGCGACUCCGUCUCGUCGACAGGGCUAGGAACGCGUUACAAGCUUGUCGGCAGGGCAGACCUGACCC